Xiphophorus hellerii (green swordtail) is the source of this 3866-nucleotide messenger RNA. Its product is annotated as interleukin-17A-like. Bases 1445 to 1849 code for a protein of 134 amino acids. Gene Ontology annotation, cellular component: extracellular region. The transcript is spliced from 3 exons. Lineage: Eukaryota; Metazoa; Chordata; Actinopteri; Cyprinodontiformes; Poeciliidae. Gene Ontology annotation, biological process: inflammatory response. The record is from RefSeq and is a predicted model, not a curated record. Gene Ontology annotation, molecular function: cytokine activity.
UUUGGGCUCCUAGAGGAAAAGCCGGAUCUCGUUUGGCUGCUGCUGCGUUCGACACUUUGACCUUUGGGAAGGAAGCUGACCCGUCUAAACUGGAACCCCGACUGUCAGCGGUUGUCGGAUCAUUUCCUGCUCCUGCAGAUUUAUCAGAUUCAGAAACUAACAACUUUUCCGAAAAGCUUUUACUUUGAAAAUCACAAACUGUGUCUUAAAAACAGGCAUGAGGAGAAGCUCCAAAACAUCUGUCCAUGUUUUCUGUCUCCAGGCGUCUCGGUCCAGUCCGGGGAAAAGUCCAGGUCCAAGACCCGCUGUUCUGUCAGAUCGUCAUGCGCUUAACACGAACUGACGGCUGUAUCUGUCAGAGAAGUAUACUCUGUCAUCACCAUAUGAUUUUAUUUAAUCAGCAACACAGAAUCAUGACAAAGAUCGUCAGACACUUUAUUAACAGUAUUAACAUCCUGACUCAGCGGUUAACUAGUCAGAGCGGUUAACUAGUCAGAGCGUCAUCAAGCAGCAGGGAGGCCAUUUUUACACGGCGUGUUGUAGCUGCAGCUAGUCCCAGCUUUAAAUAGACUUUUAAACCACAACAUCACAUGUACAGUACAUCUGUCCAGUUAUCACUGAAAACAGUUUAUUGACUUAUUUUCAUCAUAAUUUGUAGCGUCGGCUUCUCCUGAUCUACUGGUUUCCUCCAUCUUGGUCCAACGUCUCCGCUCUGGUCUCAUCGGCUCUCCGUCCAGAUGUGGCUCUACCAACCUCAAGCCGGCGGCCAUCUUGUUUCUAGAGAGGAGAGGCUUUCUGUGUGAUGACCUUUAACCUUUAACUUGAUAUCUUGAAGUUUGUGCUGAGCAGCAGCAUUAACAGCAGGAGAUCCUCCUCAGAUAUUUAGAGCUUAAUAAUAUUUUUAUUCCGUUUCUGCUGAGAGCCGGCGGUUCUGAUCGGUUCUGAUCGGUGCUGCUGGGGUGAAACCAGGACAAAUGAGAGAGACGAUCCUCGGCUUCUGGAGUCUGCAGCGUCAGCAUCAUGCUGAGUUUCACAGAGUCAGAGAUCAGAGGCUUCAGGAUCUGGGUCAUGGAUCCAGAGGAUCAGAACCGGCAGAGAUCCAAGCCUCCAUCAGCGCCGGGGGAGCAGGCUCUGAUGGAUGGUUGGAUGCAUUAUGGAUGGAUGCUGGAUGUUGGGUGACAGUUGGAUGUUGUGCUCUGCAGUGACUCAGCCUCAGUCUGUAGGAGUUUCUCUGUUUUUGGGUUUUUCGCACAGAUAGAUGCUAAUCAGCAGACAGGAAGUUGAUCAGCUUUAAUCACCUGAGCGUGCUCAGAGCUGAUGGACGCUCUGAUAGGAGGAAUCUCCCCGAUCGGUUAUCUGAUCCCAGAUCAGAUCUGAUGGUCAUAAAUAAGCUGAUCUGACAGCAGAAGAAUCAGAAGCCGGACCAGAACACAGAGGAGCCGACAUGCUGCUGCUUCGCCGCGCCGCCGACACGCUGCUGGUCCUGUGCAGUGCAUUGUGGGUAAUCUCCGGGCAGCCGGCCUGUGACUCCAUGCUGGUUUUCUCCUCUGACGUUUCUCCGGCUGAAGGAAACGGGAACGUCCACCAGCGCUCGCUGUCGCCGUGGAGCUGGAGGUCCAGCACGGCGAAGAACCGGAUCCCGUCCACCAUCUGGGAGGCCAGCUGCAGCACCAAGUUCUGCUCCGAACUCAAACCGGGUCAGGAGGGAGAACACGACUGGAACUCCGUCCCGAUCCACCAGGACGUUCUGGUUCUGACCCGGAUGGAGGGCAGCCGCUGCUACAACGCCUCCUACCUCUCAGUGGCAGUGGGCUGCACCUGCGUCCGGGCCAGCACCGAGCAGAACUAGAGACCGGAACCAGAACCAGAACCGGACCCGGAACCAGCAUCAGAGCCGAGCAGAACUAGAGACCAGGACCAGAAAUCUAUGGUCCAGUAGUUUGAUGGAAACGGUUCUGGAUCCAGUUUGAUGUUCUGGUUCGACCCAGUUCCUCUGAGGUCCGGUCCUCCUGGUUCCGAUCCGUUCUGUUCAGAACUCUGACGGCUCCUCUUCCUCCUCAGAGCUCUGCGUUUCCAUAGAAACCGAUAUUUUCUGGUUCUGAACAAAUUUAUGAACACGGACUCGGACAGAACCACUGUCUUCCGGCCCGGUUCUGAACCUGAAAUGUUUUUUGUUUAUUUAUUAAACCAGAAAAAUGUUUAUGAUUCGUGUGAAGAGCAGCAGAUAUUUCCAUUCCUGGCUGAACUCGGGUUCUGUUUGCGGUUCUGAUUCUGAAAUGUUCUGUUUAUUUACAUAUUCAUAUUUAUUAAACUGACUAAACUUUCCUUUUGACUCUUUCUGUACAGAAAUGUUGGAAAAUAUAAAGAUUCUGAAUCUUUGGGUUCUAAUCUGGUCCUGGUUCUGGUUCUGGUCCAGCUGAAGUUCUGUUCAAAUGUGGACUGUUUUUUAAUUCUUUAAUUUCAUAUAAAUAAACUGGAACUGAAGAAAUGUGAAUAAAUAAAAUCCAUCCAGUUCUGUUUGUUAGUGUCAGGUUCUGAUCCGGUUCUGGUUCUGAACCCAAACCUUUGGGUUUAUCGGUUAAUUUAAGGUUUUCCUUUUCUCUGAUAUCUUCUGGUUUUACUGACUGGCUGUUGACUGAAUUAUUAUAUUUGUUUCCCGCCAGUUCUGCUCUGAUUAAAAUGUAAUUACAGUAGAACUUUACUAGACAGUAACACUGAACCACCAGCAGGGGGCAGCAAAUCACGCGAGGCUUCAAGCAGCUUCCUUUAAACAGACGAUCGGUUUUCCAGCAGCUUCGCUGCUUUAGUUCAGACUUUAAAGGAAAAAUCUAGAAAACUGGAGAGAAAAUGGAGAUCUACACGUCUAGAGGAAUUCUUCGUAACCUGGAAAACACUCUGCAGCUGUAAACAAGCAGAAUAUUUUUCAUAGAUACAUAAAUUAUUAAUCUCCUGAGAGACAUGCAUGGGCUCAAAGAUGCUGUAAAAUACAACAAAAACAGCAUCAAUCUAAGUAAACAGGAGUUAUGUGAAAACAUUGCAAAGCAUUACGGCAGAACUAUACAAGGUGGUUUGUUUUAUCAAAGUACGGCCGCCAGGGGGCGCUGUGAGGGCGUCAGAAAGUUGGCAGGAAAUGAGAGAUAAAGAAAAGCCAAUGAAUUUUCAAUCUUAAACAUUUUUCUGUUUUUCAAUCACUUUAAAAAUAAAAUCUAAUUUAAAAUCAAUGAUUUACAUAUUAUUUCUCCUCAUUUCCAAAUGGCUGCCAGUCAUGCUAUGCUAGCCUUGGUCCUCAAGCUAGCAUAGCAUAGCGAGACCAAACUGGAAAAACUUUCUGAUAAGAAAAAAGACCAAAUGAGCCUCCGGUGUUAUGGAUUAACUGGUGGCUAAAUUAACUGGUGUAAGAGCGAAAAUAUUCCUUAUAAGGUUGUUUUUUCACUAAGGAAAUCUGGCGCCAAAGAAGGUCGAUUUGACCUGGCUCCCAGUUCCCUGUAUGUGCGAAGCCGAAGUGAGACGGAAAGAAUGUCUGAGAAAUAAACUGUUUGGAUAGAUAAGAAUAAUAAUGGGCUUGUUUUGCACCUUUGAAAUGGAGCAGAUGUUGGAGGUCAAUAGGUCUUAACAUUCCCAAAGAAACUCCAAUACACACUCAUUUGAAAGCUGAUAGAGUUCGUGCGUAAGGACACACGUCAAACAUGGGCAGUAAUGCUAUUGGUCGAAACUUACCAACUUACACCAAUGAAAAUGAGAUUCUAUAAAACAGACUGACUAAGAAUACAAUGAGAUUUUGGGGAGAAUUUUGAGAAUUGACUGUACUGUAAAUUGAUCUGUGGAACAGUGUAAUAAAUCUCCACCCGCCGUGGCCUGCAGUUGAA